Molecule: messenger RNA, 1092 nt
Organism: Penicillium cataractarum
Lineage: Eukaryota; Fungi; Ascomycota; Eurotiomycetes; Eurotiales; Aspergillaceae
Exons: 1
Coding region: 1-1092 (363 amino acids)
Source: RefSeq, a predicted model, not a curated record
AUGAGUACCCCAGCUCCGAAGAGCAUGGACAUCAUCGACCCUGAUGGGGAUGUUCUCCUCAUCGUACCCGCACCCCAGGAGACUGACGAACGCCCGGCUCCUUCACGAUUUCUCGUCUCAUCGAAGUACCUCAUUUUGGGAUGCGAUUUUUUCGAAGCCCGGUUCGGGCCAAAUGGGCAGGACGGUCGAGAUCUUGAGGAAUAUGGCUCAGUCAAGAUUCAUCUGGAGACAACUGCCCAUAGCCCCGAAACAAUGCACAUUCUCUUGAGCAUCAUUCACGGAUUUCAACCAUGGAUCCCCGCUGGGUUUGACACCAUAGGCUUGUGGAAACUUGCCUUGGCCACACAUUACUUCCUGUGUUAUGAGGCUUUGCAAAGUUGGGGACUCUGGUACUGUCAACAGCUUGUCCCUACACUCCCCACGGAAUUCCCGCCUUCGUCAUGGAAGUUGAUCUUCAUUUCCUAUGUCUUCGGUCAUCACACUCUUUUUCGACACCUUACCAAGAUGGCUCAGCAGAGGGCCACUGGCUCAAUCUAUGCUGGCCCUUCGCCUAUUCCAAAAUGGAUUUUGCAAGAAAUCUUGGGCAAAAGAGACAAGUAUCUGAAGCGAUGCUUCGACCUCGUCUACGAACGAAUUGCCCAUCUGGCCUCCCCAUACAUCCACUGUACUCGGGCAUGCGACACGAAGAAAGCAGCGGCCCUGAUGCAGUACGUUAUGCAAUUCCAGCACCCGGGUCCCCUGAUGAUCUGUGAAACCGAGACAGUCACGUCAAGCUCGGGUUGCAGCCCUUUCUUGUUUUUCGAGGCCGCAAAAAGAUGGGUAAAUCCCGAGCAUGAAUCUCAUGCUUCCCCACUACCCUUGGUCCACGCCGCGGAUCCUUUGAACGAUACGCGCAGUGAUGUCGACAGCCCUCCUCGUGUUCCCCGCCACUUUUCGUGGAAUAAUACCGUCCAGUCUGUCCAUCCCCUGGUCGUCCCUCCAUGCACCCAUAAGGAUCUUCUAGGCGAAGAGCUGUCUCGCCAUUUGAUGCAAAUGGAGGACCAACUCCAGGGGAUCACAGGAAUUCUGGACAACUAUCCAGGGCGACAGUGA